ACUGACCUCUGGCCCGACUCGCUACUGACCCGGCGAGUGGCAGCGCGGCCUCCCUGGACCCAGCAGUGCUCUGGUGGAGUGCCCGCCGGCAGCUAGGAUAACACUGUGAUGCUGAUGCUGUGCUGCUGGUGUCUACUGGCCGCUAUGGCCUGUAUCGCCGCUGCGGGCCCGGCCAUGGAGGGCGUGCCAUGGACGUACGCCGAGCAGCAGCUGUGGCCGCUGCGGUGGCCGGCCUGUGGCGGUCCGCGCCAGUCGCCCACCCGGCUGGACGCCCAGCUGCUGCAGCUGGGCAGCCGUCCGCGGCUCAGCUUCGCCCAGCGGCUGCACGCUGGCCGUGUGCACGCCACCAACACGGGCCACACUCUGCAGCUGCGACUGGAGGCCGGCGGCGCCGGGCGCACGGCGCCGCUGGUGACGCUGAGCGCCGAGGGCGCACCGCUGUCCGGUACCUACCGGCUGGAGCAGCUGCACUUCCACUGGGGCAACGCCAGCGGCCGCGCCGGCUCCGAGCACCAGCUGGGCAGCCGCCUGGCAGACGCCGAGGCGCACUUUGUCUUCUUCGGCAGUCAGUUCGCCAACGGCAGCGCGGCGGCCCGGCAGUCGGACGGGCUGGCCGUGCUGGCCGUGCUGCUGGAGGGGCGCGGCGCCGCUGGGCCGGACACGCUGCGCUGGCCGCCGCUGGGCCUGCAGGGCCGCCUGGCCGCGCUGGCUGCGGUGGGCAGCCGGCUGACGGUGGCGGCCGACCUGCGGCCACUGGCGGCGCUGCUGCGGCGCGCCGUCCGGUCGGUGCUGGCCUACGGCGGCAGUCUGACCACGCCGCCGUGCAGCCCGGUCGUGCGCUGGCUGGUGGCUCUGCGGCCGGCCGUGGUGCCGCGCGAACUGCUGCGGGAGCUGAGCUCCAGUCUGUACGCGGCCGGGCCCGGCCGGCAGCUGCUGCACAACAACCGGCGCUGGCUCCAAGCGCGUCACCACCGGCUGGUUGUCCAACACGUCAGCUUUGACUGAUGGUCCCGGUGACCGGCCGGCAUAACGCUACCCUAUCUGCCGCCGCCGAGAGAGAGAGAGAGAGAGAGAGAGAGAGAGAGAGAGAGAGAGAGAGAGAGAGAGAGAGAGAGAGAGAGAGAGAGAGAGAGAGAGAGAGAGAGAGAGAGAGUGAGAGAGUGAGAGAG
Amphibalanus amphitrite is the source of this 1169-nucleotide messenger RNA. RefSeq names its product carbonic anhydrase 12-like. The record is from RefSeq and is a predicted model, not a curated record. Bases 109 to 1005 code for a protein of 298 amino acids. Lineage: Eukaryota; Metazoa; Arthropoda; Thecostraca; Balanomorpha; Balanidae. Gene Ontology annotation, molecular function: zinc ion binding; carbonate dehydratase activity. The transcript has 2 exons.